AUACAUAGUUGCUAUAGUUGGUGAUGCACUCUGUGGUAAUGCAUAGGUACCUUUGGUGCUGCAUUGUAUUUGGAUAUCUUCAUACAUCUUUCAUUUUGGGACAGCAUAGGAAUAGGAGUACUGGCUCAGAAGACCAGCUAGGUCAAUCUGGGUCCCUUGUAAGCGAUUUUUCUCCAUUCCAUCACUCUGUAUCUGUUCAAAUAUCAUCUGCGUCAUUUCCAUUGAAUGAGUCAGUAUCUUGUGAGGACUUGGAAGGUGUAGGAUCAUUUAAUACUACAUGUUUGCUAAGUUCAACUUUUCAUUUGGAUUCCGAUAUUCACAUAUAUGGAGUUGGAAACCUGGAGAUACUCCCUCAUGCUUCUAUAUCAUGUCCGGUGGAAGGAUGCACAAUAAUAUUCAAUAUGUCUGGUAACAUUAAACUUGGUCAGUAUGCAUCUAUUGUUGCUGGUUCUGUGGUUUUAUCAGCAGCCAAUAUGUCUAUGGAGUAUGGUUCAUCUAUUAACACAUCAUCUUUGGGUGGGGCACCACCUUCCCAAACUAGCGGCACUCCUUAUGGCUAUGAUGGGGCUGGGGGAGGGCAUGGUGGGCGUGGAGCAUCCUGUAUAAAAGAUAAUACCACAAACUGGGGUGGUGAUGUUUAUGCUUGGUCUACUUUGUCUGAACCAUGGUGUUAUGGCAGUAAGGGUGGCGGAAAAUCUGCUCUGAAAAAACUCGGAGGGAAUGGUGGGGGGCGUAUUAAGCUUCUAGUGAAUGACACUUUGUUUAUAAAUGGCUCUGUUACUGCAGCAGGUGGAGAUGGAGGGUCUGAUGGGGGUGGUGGGUCUGGUGGAAGUAUAAUAAUACAUGCCCUAAAGCUGAAGGGAUAUGGUAUUAUCAGUGCUGCUGGUGGGAAGGGCUGGGGUGGUGGUGGUGGAGGAAGAAUAUCACUUGAUUGUUACAGCAUACAAGAAGAUUUAAAAGUUUCUGUUCAUGGAGGUUUGAGUACUGGCUGUCCUGGGAAUUCUGGAGCUGCUGGCACAUAUUUCAAUGCAAAUUUACUAAGUCUGAGAGUCAGCAAUGAUAAUCUCACAACAGAAACUGACACUCCAUUGCUCGACUUCUCAACCCGCCCGCUUUGGUCGAAUGUUUAUGUGGAGAAUCAUGCAAAAGUUUUGGUCCCUCUUGUUUGGUCCAGAGUUCAGGUAAGAGGCCAAAUUAGUGUAUACCGUGGAGGAAGCAUAAUCUUUGGGUUGUCAGAUUAUCCAAUUUCUGAAUUUGAGCUUGUUGCAGAAGAACUUUUAAUGAGUGAUUCCAUCAUAAAGGUUUUUGGUGCAUUUAGAGUUGCUAUUAAAAUGUUACUCAUGUGGAACUCCAAAAUCCAAAUUGAUGGUGGUGAGGAUAGGAUUGUUACUGCUUCAGUUCUUGAAGUCAGGAAUCUGGUUGUUUUAAGGCAAAACUCUGUCAUAAGUUCAAAUGCAAACUUAGGUUUAUAUGGUCAGGGGCUACUGAGGUUGACCGGUCAUGGGGAUGCAAUCAAAGGCCAGCGACUUUCCUUGUCUCUAUUUUAUAACAUAACUGUUGGCCCAGGUUCUUUACUUCAGGCUCCUUUGGAUGAUAAUGAAAGUAGAGGCACGGUUACAAAAAGUCUUUGUGAGACCCAGAGUUGUCCUGUAGAUUUGAUUACUCCACCUGACGAUUGCCAUGUCAAUUAUACACUCUCUUUCUCACUUCAAAUAUGUCGUGUAGAGGAUAUUCUUGUAAAUGGCAUUAUGAAAGGAAGCAUAAUUCACAUCCACAGGGCAAGGACUGUCAUUGUUGAUGCUGAUGGCAUGAUUACAGCCUCUGAGUUAGGUUGCACUGAAGGUAUUGGAAAGGGAAACUUUUUGAAUGGAGCUGGUGGGGGAGCUGGUCAUGGUGGAAGAGGAGGGUCUGGAUAUUUCAAUGGGAGAGAGAGUAAUGGUGGCAGUGUAUAUGGCAAUGCUAGGCUUCCAUGUGAGCUGGGUAGCGGAACCAAGGGCCCAGAUGAGUCAUAUGGCCAUGUGGUUGGAGGCGGAAUGAUUGUAAUGGGAUCCAUUCAGUGGCCACUUUUGAGGAUUGACCUUUAUGGGUUCAUGAGGGCUGACGGUCAAAGUUUUAGCAAAGUAAUGCAAAAUGGUGAUGGUUCUUUGGUUGGGGGUCUUGGAGGAGGUUCUGGUGGGACGGUACUUCUUUUCCUUCAGGAACUCAGGCUGUUGGAGAAUUCAUCUCUAACUGUUGUUGGUGGCAAUGGUGGCCUCCUUGGAGGUGGCGGUGGUGGGGGAGGGAGAAUUCAUUUCCAUUGGUCAAAGAUUGGUGUUGGUGAAGAGUAUGUUCCUGUUGCCAGUAUACAUGGCCUAAUGAACAACAGUGGAGGCAGUGGGAAUAACGGUGGCCAUCAUGGAAUGAGGGGUACCAUUACAGGGAAAGAAUGCCCCAAGGGCCUAUAUGGCACUUUUUGUAAGGAAUGCCCAAUUGGUACUUACAAAGAUGUUGAUGGUUCUGAUGCGAAUCUUUGCAUUCCUUGUCCCAUUGAUCUUCUUCCCAAUCGUGCAAAUUUCAUAUAUUUACGAGGCGGAGUUAGGAAUAAGUCUUGCCCCUAUAAAUGUGUAUCUGACAAAUAUAGGUUACCCAAUUGCUAUACAACUUUAGAGGAGCUUAUUUAUACUUUUGGAGGUCCCUGGCCAUUUGCAGUAUUGUUAUCAUUCAUUUUGUUGCUUUUGGCUCUACUGCUAAGUACAUUGAGAAUCAAGUUGGUUGGUUCUGGUACAUAUCACAGUGCAAGUUCAAUUGAGCAACAUAAUCACCACCAUUUUCCAUACCUUCUCUCCCUAUCUGAGGUGCGGGGAGCCAGAGCUGAAGAAACUCAAAGUCAUGUGCACAGGAUGUACUUCAUGGGCCCUAAUACUUUUAGAGAGCCCUGGCAUCUUCCUUACUCACCUCCUCAUGCGAUAAUAGAAAUUGUGUAUGAGGAUGCUUUUAACAGAUUCAUUGACGAGAUCAACUCAGUUGCUGCAUAUGAUUGGUGGGAGGGAUCAGUACACAGUAUACUUUCAGUUGUUGCAUAUCCUUGUGCUUGGUCCUGGAAACAGUGGCGAAGGAGAGUAAAAGUCAGUCGCCUUCAGGAAUACGUCAAGUCUGAAUAUGACCAUUCAUGCCUACGCUCCUGUAGAUCACGUGCUUUGUACAAAGGGAUGAAGGUUGGGGCAACACCAGAUUUGAUGGUAGCAUACAUUGAUUUUUUUCUUGGUGGUGAUGAGAAGCGGUUAGACAUUGUCUCAAUUAUUAAAAAGAGAUUUCCUAUGUGCAUAAUAUUUGGUGGGAAUGGAAGUUACAUGGCACCUUAUAAUAUUCACAAUGAUACACUAUUGACCAACCUCAUAGGCCAGCAUGUCCCAGCAACUGUUUGGAAUCGCUUGGUGGCUGGACUGAAUGCUCAGUUAAGGACAGUGAGGCAUGGAUCAAUUCGCACUUCACUAGAUCCUGUUGUUUCUUGGAUAAAUAGCCAUGCAAAUCCUCAACUUGAGUUCCAUGGUGUUAAGAUUGAGUUGGGAUGGUUCCAAGCAACAGCUUCUGGUUAUUAUCAGCUGGGUAUUGUGGUGGCAGUUGGUGAUUAUUCUUUGCACGAGUCUGAUACUUGGGACAAUAUUGAUGGACCAACAAGGAAAAAUGCUGCCUGUGGAAGACAUAGUCUUAUGCAGCCUCAGCACAAUUGGCCAUGCAUUAGUAAUUCCUUAUCUCUUAAGAGGAUAACUGGAGGAAUCAAUGGAGGACUCAUUAAUGAUGCUACCCUGAAAUCUUUGGAGUUUAAAAGAGACUUUAUGUUCCCACUUUCUUUUCUGCUAUGCAACACUAGACCUGUUGGUCGCCAGGACACAGUGCAGCUGCUGAUAACUCUCAUGCUUUUAGCAGAUCUUUCAGUCACUCUGCUCAUGUUGCUUCAGUUCUACUGGAUUUCUCUCGCAGCUUUUCUCUGUGUUUUGCUAAUACUUCCUCUUUCCCUACUGUCACCGUUUCCUGCUGGUUUGAAUGCUUUAUUCAGUAAAGAACCAAGAAGAGCUUCACUUUCUCGAGUAUAUGCAUUGUGGAAUGCCACUUCUUUAUCAAAUAUUGGAGUGGCUUUUGUUUGUUGCCUCAUUCACUAUGCAUUAUCCCAUUUACACCAGCCUGAUGAGACCGAUACAUGGAAUAUUAAGAGGGAAGAUGAUGAGUGCUGGCUUUUGCCAACCAUAUUGCUGCUCUUCAAGUUGGUACAAGCUCGCUUUGUCAAUUGGCAUAUAGCUAAUCUUGAAAUCGAAGAUUUUUCUCUAUACUGCCCAGAUCCCGAUGCUUUUUGGGCUCAUGAAUCAGGUUUUUGACAGGAAACAGACAGGAAUAUCAGACAUGCACGUGUAUAUUGUCAAGUUUUGGUGAUUCAACUAUUUAAUGUGUUUAGUUUCACGUUGAAUACCCACCAAAACCAUGAUUUUGGUGGAAUCACGCAAUUACUUGAUUUCACUUUGUGAAAUUAAGGUUUUGGUGGUUACUAUCGUGAAACCAAAUAUACCCUGAAAAGGAGGCUUUAUUCUGGUCCUGAUAGGAAGCAUUGUGGCUGCCCUGCCAUGUAAAUACACGCAUAGAUGUAUAGGACAAUCAAGUACAGGUCUGCAGUUUUUUUUUUGUUCCGUGUGUAAAAUCUUAUAGGUUGGUUUGUGGAACAAUACAAGGAACUAGUGAUUAGAGAGAUGCGUCCUUGUAGCUUAGUUAGUACCAUCAAGUUUCUCCAUUUUGUUCUUUAUUUUUUGUAUUUAAAAUUAUAUUUCCUUUUGCCACCAAGUACUGACUGAAUGAGAAGCCUUUGCAAAGGCUGCUGUUUUGCU
This is a messenger RNA of Neltuma alba, 4853 nucleotides long. RefSeq lists its product as uncharacterized. The coding region runs from base 24 to 4352 and encodes 1442 amino acids. Lineage: Eukaryota; Viridiplantae; Streptophyta; Magnoliopsida; Fabales; Fabaceae. The transcript is spliced from 22 exons. The record is from RefSeq and is a predicted model, not a curated record.